ACCAGGGGCCUCAUUUAUCAACCUGUACGUAGCAAAGCGAACUACAGGCGGCGUCUUCUGCGCAAAAAGAAAAUGCUGCACUGGAUUUAUCAAAUCGUGCACUCGCACGUCCUACAUCUGUUUCUGUUUAUAAAUCAGAAUCAACUCUAAAGCGGGCGCACGUAGGGUGACCAGAUGUCCCGCUUUGUGCGGGAUAGUCCCACAUUUCCGUCACUUUUUACACGUCCCACAAAUUGAGACGUUGUGCCGCAUAUUUAACAGACUCCCGAUUUUGUGUUGAAAUCUGGCGUUCAUAACCCGAUUGUGUGACAAAAGCAGUGAGAGCUGUCAUUACUCUAUUGCUCUGGUCAUAACACGCAGUCUGUCUGGCUGAUUAGAUUGAAAUGAAUGUCAGUCAAACUAGGAGGCAGGACUUGAACGUCCACGGCGCACAGCAAAAAAAAAAAAAAAAAAAAAAAAAAACAGAUUAUGGAGACCGCAGCGAAAAAAAGAAAAUGCUGUUACAACAAAGAUUGGGAAAGCACGUACCUCUGGGUUAAACCUAUCCAAGGCAGCUCUGACAGAGUUUUUUGUAAUGUUUGUCAGACUGAUUUUUCUGUUUCACACGGCGGGGAGUACGACGUGAAACGGCACAGAAAAUCUGCGAGUCACACAAAACGUGUCGCUCAAAAGGAGGCUUCCCAGUCAAUGGACAUGUUCCUGUUAAAGCCCAAACAAGAUUCAAACAUAGACAAGGUAACGGCUGCUGAAAUAACAAGUGUUUACCACACUGUGCAACACUCUCAAUCAUACAGGUCAGAAGACUGUGGAAAUAAGCUAACAUCGAUCUUGUUUCCAGACUCUGAGAUAGCAAAGAAAAUGUCAUGUGGUCGUACAAAGGCAGCUUCCAUAGUAACAGAUGUGCUUGCACCUGCCUCUGUAGAAAUCUGUUUGGGAGAAUUAAAAACACCAGUCGUUCAAGAUCUCCCAAGUGACAAAAAGGCCCACACGCCAUUUUUUUCAGUGGCUUCAGAUUCAUCUAAUCACGGUAAAACUAAACUGUUCCCACUGUCUCUGAGAUACUGGACACCAGAGCUGGGUUUGAAAAACAAGAUCCUCGACUUUUAUGAGGACAGCCAUGAGUCAGCUGCUACCAUACACCAACAGAUUACAAGCAGGUUAGAGGAACAUGGCCUACAACUGGACAUGAUUUCAGCAUACACUGCUGAUAAUGCAAGUGUAAACUACGGGAAAAACAAUUCUGUUUUCCAGAAACUAAAGGCAGACAACAGUGGCAUCAUUAAGGCAAACUGUAUGGCCCACAUAGUACACAACUGUGCAAAGCAUGCUGGAGACAGGCUGAACAUUGACAUUGACUUAGUAGUGAACAAAAUAUUCAGUCACUUUUCAGUGUCUGCACAGCGUACAGAGGCACUGAAAGCAGUUUUUUCAUUUGUGGAGGAAGAUUAUCAUGUAGUACUGAGACAUGUACCCACAAGAUGGCUGAGUUUGUGGCCUGCUGUCCAGAGGCUACAUGAGAGCUGGGCAGCUAUCAAGAGCUACUUCUUGUCACUGGGGGAGAAUCAGUGCCCAAAAGCACUUUGGCAGCUGUUCAAAAUGGAUCAAGAUGGUGAGGGGCAACCUCUUGAGCUGCAGGCCUACCUGGCCUUCCUCAAAAACACACUGAAGAUCUUCCAUGAUGUUGUGCUGCUGUUGGAGGGACAGGAUGGGACCGUCUGUGAGAUAUAUGACCUGAUGCUCACUCUCAAGACAAAGCUCCAACAACGGCAAAUGGAUUCCUUCUUUGGAAUGGAGACCACUGCUCUCAUCCAACAGUUUCCUGAGCAAAGGGCAGAAACAAUCAAACAGGAUUUUUCCAACUUCUACAAAGCUGCACUCAACUACCUGGAAAAAUGGUAUGACUUCACAGACAACAACUAUCAGAAAAAUGUUGCAUGCUUAGCACUGAAAAGCAAGUUCACAUUCCUCCAGCUCAGUGCUGCUGUAGAGGUCCUACAGAUAGAGAGGAAAGUGGACAUGGAUGAACUGUAUGAAGAGUACUGUGUGACUCUGCCACAGCAGCAGGAAAUUGUAGAAAGAAGAGCUUCUGUUGCGGAGAAGUGGUCCGUCUUGCUUAAAGGGACAAAGACACCAAAUCUGACUGCUGUUGCAUCUUUUCUCAUCAGCAUCCCCAUAACCAACGCUGCUGUGGAGAGAAUGUUUUCCCUCAUGACUGCAGCAUGGACUGUCCAGAGGAACCAUUGCUCUGUGGAGCUUAUCAAGAGUGAAAUUCAAGUGAAGACCAACUUUGAGUACAGUUGUAAGGAAUUCUACAGCUAUGCACUUAAGCAGAAGGCCUUAUUGGAAGCUGCACGCUCAAGCAAAAAAUAUAAAGCCAAGAGGAACACCUAAGGUGCUUUAUGGGGUGCUGAAAGUGCAUUGCCUGUGUGGGCCAGGUCUGUCUGCAGUUAUUGCUGUGAUUGUGAAAACUGAAAUACUUGUGAUGGGCGAAACUUCCAUCCAAAAGAAUUCAGUCAAGUGCUCUCCUUGGUGCAGGAAGAGCAUUUAUUGUGUUACUGUUACUGUGUUAUUGUGUGCCUGUUGUUAUACCCAGUGAUGCAUUCAUUACAACUGGGUGGCAAUGUCCAUUUCUUUAGUGUGAAUAGUGAUUCUGAGCUGAGAGAUGAUAGUUAAUGUUUUGUUCGGAUAAUAAGUCUAUGUGCUAAAUGUAGCAUAUUUCAUUACUUGUCUUGAAUGUGUGGGUUCAGUAUGUUCUACUAGAACAAACACUUAAAUGCUGUGGUGUUUGGAGUUGUGCUGAGGUUGUUGUUGGAAAUACUUGCAAGCCAAACCAUUUAAAACCACAUUAAAGAACAGUUGAAAGAAGAAUUGAAGCCUUGACUGCUUAUUCUGUUUGAUUGUGUUUAAUUAAGGUGUGUUAACUUGAGAGAAACUGUGAAAUAGCAUGAAAGUUUUGCUGUUUGCUUAUGUCAGAGAAUUUGAGAAAGUUGAAUUUAAGUAAUAUAUAUUUGUUUUUAAAGUAGUAAUGUAAUAUAAUGUUUAAUAGUAAUGUUAUGA
Messenger RNA from Melanotaenia boesemani (Boeseman's rainbowfish), 3057 nucleotides. RefSeq lists its product as uncharacterized. The transcript is spliced from 2 exons. Gene Ontology annotation, molecular function: protein dimerization activity. NCBI's taxonomy places the organism in Eukaryota, Metazoa, Chordata, Actinopteri, Atheriniformes, Melanotaeniidae. The coding region runs from base 469 to 2391 and encodes 640 amino acids. The record is from RefSeq and is a predicted model, not a curated record.